CCCCAACUGACUACCCAUCUUGCUCCCUCUCCACUACCAUCAUCUCCGCACAAUUAUCGCAAUGUCACAAGUCAUUGUUGUUGGAGGUGGUCUUGCUGGUCUCUCUGCAGCUCACACUCUUCUUGAGCGUGGUGCUAAUGUAUUGCUACUUGACAAGCAAGGAUUCAUGGGUGGAAACUCCACCAAGGCCACUUCUGGUAUCAACGGUGCUGGUACCCAGACACAGCAGGAGGCUGGUAUUCCAGAUAACGCAAAGAUUUUCUUCGAGGACACGAAGAAAUCCGCUCGUGAACUUGCUCGCGAUGACCUCAUCCGUGUGUUGACCGGCCGCUCAGGCGAUGCUGUCAAUUGGCUACAGGACAAAUUCGGCCUUGACCUCUCAAAGGUCGCGCGGUUAGGAGGCCACAGUCAGCCCCGCACACACAGAGGGAAUGCACAAUUCCCUGGUAUGGUUAUUACUUACGCACAAAUGGAGCGCCUGGAGGAUUUGGCAGUGAGCCAGCCAGACCGCGUGAAAAUUUACAAGAAGGCCCGUGUCACAAAGCUUGUCAAAGACGAGUCUGGCACAGUUACGGGCGUUGAGUAUGUCCGCAAUGGCAAGACAGAAACUGCAUACGGCCCCGUCGUUCUCGCUACUGGUGGUUAUGCCGCCGAUUUCACUGGCGGUGACUCUCUGCUGAAGAAGCACCGUCCCGAAUACUAUGAUCUCCCAACGACAAAUGGUGACCACUGCACGGGUGAUGGUCAGAAGAUUGCCAUGGCUAUUGGUGCAAGUGCGAUCGACCUAGAGAAAGUGCAGGUGCACCCGACGGGUCUUGUUGAUCCUAACGAGCCCGACGCGAAAGUGAAGUUCUUGGCUGCAGAGGCUCUUCGUGGUGUUGGUGGUUUACUACUUGACAAGAACGGCGACCGUUUCGUCGAUGAGCUUCAACAUCGUGACUACGUCACUGGCAAGAUCUGGGAGAACGGCAAGUAUCCCAUUCGCUUGAUCCUGAACGGACAGGCUUCAAGCGAGAUCGAAUGGCACUGCAAGCACUAUGUCGGUCGUGGUCUCAUGAAGCGUUUCGAUUCCGGCGAGGCUCUUGCUAAAGAUAUGGGCGUCAAGCCUGAAUAUCUUAAGAAGACUUUCGACACGUACAACGCGGGUGUCAAGGCAAAGAAGGAUCCCUUCGGCAAGAAGUACUUCUCAUCAGGAGAGUGGAGCAUGAACGACUACUUCAACGUCGCAAUCAUGACCCCUGUAUUGCACUACACCAUGGGCGGUUUGGAAAUCGACCCCGAGUCACGCGUCAUCGGCAAGGACGGCAAACCCAUUGCUGGUCUCUUCGCUGCUGCUGCUGCCUAUCUCCUCCAGACGACUAGCGCCAUCGUGGAGAAGGCAGGCGGACGUCUUGGUGCAUUCGUAGGACAGUUCGAGUCGAAGCCCGCUGCUUCAUCUGCACCUACACAGCCUGCUGCCACGAGUGUCCCCGCCCAGUCGUCGUCACUAUCAAAGGAAUUCAGUGCCGCGGAUGUAGCUAAGCACAAUAAGAAGGACGACAUCUGGGUUAUUGUUAAUGGCCAGGUGCUGGACGUCACAUCCGUUAUCCCAAGAUAUGCACCAGACGCUGUCAUUGGUACACUGAAGAAGUAGGGGGGAAAUGAUGCUACGACUACGCUCAGCAAAAGUAGAGGAUCCAUAUUUGUCAUCUUUCUUCAGCAUCGCAUAUCUCUUUCUCCCCAUGUCUCUACUUGGUUGCUGUGAUCCAGUGUAUUCUAAUGUUGUCUUCAUACCAUUUUCAACUGACUGAUCCACGAGGCCAACAUGAGGCCGUGGCUGUUGAACACUGUAAGUACUGAAUGUCGAAUUAAAUCUUGAUACGCCUC
Molecule: messenger RNA, 1866 nt
Organism: Suillus subalutaceus
Lineage: Eukaryota; Fungi; Basidiomycota; Agaricomycetes; Boletales; Suillaceae
Product: FAD binding domain-containing protein
Exons: 8
Coding region: 62-1633 (523 amino acids)
Molecular function (GO): oxidoreductase activity; FMN binding
Source: RefSeq, a predicted model, not a curated record